This is a messenger RNA of Pedinophyceae sp. YPF-701, 942 nucleotides long. The record is from the annotation of a GenBank genome assembly. NCBI's taxonomy places the organism in Eukaryota, Viridiplantae, Chlorophyta, Pedinophyceae.
AUGGAGGGAGACACGGGCGUCACGAAGCGCAAGAAGCGCCGGUUGGAGCAGCUAGAGGCCAGCCUUGCCAGCCGGCCGUCCCAGGGCCCGCCCGGGCGACCUGCGGGGGCGGCACAGAAGCGCAGCGGGUCCAAGGUGAAGAAGCGCGCGACGCAGGGCGAUGGCGCCGAGACCGACCCCGCGAAGCCCCCGGCACGCCCCCAGAGAGGCAGCGCGCAGCAUCCCACGUCCGCGCCGCCGCCAGACGCGCCCGGCGCGGGCCCGCCCCCGCCGCACACCGACAUCGUCUACCGCGCGCUCCCUCCGAGCGUGCUUCCCGGCCCGCUGAGGUCCACCCUCGGCCUCAGCCCCCCAGAUCGGGAUCCGUCCGCCGCGGUGUCGUCGUUCCUCGAGUCCCUGAUGGCGCGCAACCUCAGCGCCGCCGAAGCCCGCACCGCCGUCGGCUCCAAGGUCGCGGAGCGCCAGGUCCUCCUCGACAACCCCACGGCUGGGCUCCGGCGCCCGCAGACGACGCGGUUCGCGCGGCACGUCCGCGCCAAGCCCCUCAGCGCCGCGGCAGCGCGCAAGCUGCGCGUGCUGCCGUCGCAGCAGCCGGCCGGCGCGGUGCCCCCCGCGGCGGUGACGGCCCUGCGCGAGGCGUGGCAGAUCUACAUCGCGCGGCUGCUCGACGGCGCGCAGGCCCCCGGCGCACGCCUCGCGAAAGCCAGCCUCUGUGGGGCUGACAUCAGGGUGGAGGGGUCGCGCGACGCACAGCGGGUCGGGGUGGCGGGGACGGUGGUGCGGGAGUCGCGGAGCGCGCUGAGCGUGGUGGACGCGGACGGGCGCGUGCGGUGCGUGCCGCUGCGCGGGUCGACGCUGCUGGUGAGGCUCGCGCGCGGGCGGACGGCGCGGGUGCACGGGGACGCGCUGGAGGCGCUGCGGAGCGGCAAGGCGAAGAAGUGA